AAUCCUCCCCAAAGUUCACAUUUUCCGUUGACGAGCUUUGAGCCUUUUAACGGCUGCAAUCACGGAUCGCGGUCUCCUUCAAGCUCCGUCUCCUCCCAAUUAAUACUUGCAUCAGUCAAGUUUCCGAUCACAUUCUCCACCUUCAGAUCUCUUCUGAUUUCUUUGUCAGAUCGCAGGGUAGAAAAUGGCAGGGACACAUCUCCAUGGAACUCUUCAUGCCACGAUCUACGAGGUUGAUCAGAUUCAUGGCUAUGGCGGUGGGCGUAAUCUAUUCGGGAAGUUGAUGUCCAACAUAGAGGAGACAGUUGGAUUCGGGAAAGGAACCCCAAAAAUGUACGCAACAAUCGAUCUAGACAAAUGCAGAGUAGGUCGAACAAGAUUACUAGAAAACGAACCAGAACACCCAAAAUGGAAUGAAUCUUUCCACAUUUACUGUGCCCAUUUAGCUUCUGACGUAAUCUUCACUGUCAAAGACGAUAACCCCAUUGGCGCAACCCUAAUCGGAAGAGCUUACAUUCCUAUCGAAGAGCUUCUAGAUGGAGAAGAAGUAGAUCGAUGGGUUGAAAUCUUGGAUAAUGAAAAAAACCCGAUUGAAUCCGGUUCAAAAAUCCAUGUCAAACUACACUACUUCGAUGUCACCCAAGAUCGUAACUGGGAUCACGGAAUCAAAAGCUCCAAGUAUCCCGGAGUCCCGUAUACUUUUUUUUUCUCAAAGACAAGGUUGUCGGGUUUCAUUGUAUCAAGACGCCCAUGUCCCUGAUAAUUUCAUCCCCAAAAUACCCCUUUCCAAUGGCAAGUAUUACGAACCACAGAGAUGUUGGGAAGAUGUGUUUGAUGCAAUCACAAAUGCGAAACACUUCAUUUAUAUCACUGGCUGGUCUGUUUACACUGAGAUUUCUUUGAUAAGAGAUUCAAGAAGACAAAAGGAAGGAGGUGACGUCAUACUCGGUGAGCUUUUGAAGAAGAAAGCAAGCGAAGGUGUUAAGGUGCUUAUGCUUGUUUGGGACGAUAGAACUUCUGUCGAUGUGUUGAAGAAAGAUGGAUUAAUGGCGACUCAUGAUGAAGACACUGAAAACUUUUUCAAUGGUUGUGAAGUGAAUUGCGUUUUAUGUCCACGUAAUCCAGAUGAUGGUGGAAGUUUCAUUCAGGACCUUCAAAUUUCAACAAUGUUCACUCACCACCAGAAAAUUAUAGUCGUUGAUGCUGAAAUGCCGAAUGGGGAUACGGAAAGGCGGCGCGUGGUGAGUUUUGUCGGUGGACUUGACCUUUGUGACGGACGUUACGAUACGCCGUUUCAUUCUCUUUUCCGAACGUUGGACACCGCUCACAGCGGCGAUUUCCACCAACCUAACUACGUCGACGGGAGCAUCACGAAAGGUGGGCCACGUGAGCCAUGGCACGACAUCCAUUCGCGACUUGAAGGUCAAAUCGCGUGGGAUGUUUUGUUCAACUUCGAACAACGUUGGAAAAAACAAGGUGGGAAGAACAUUCUGGUUAACUUUAGAGAGCUUGAUGACAUCAUCAUCCCACCGUCUCCCGUCAUGCUCCCUGACGACGAAGAAACAUGGAACGUCCAGUUAUUCCGGUCGAUCGACGGUGGUGCGGCGUUUGGGUUCCCGGAGACGCCAGAAGAGGCGGCGAAAUCGGGACUUGUGAGCGGGAAAGAUAACAUAAUCGAUCGGAGUAUUCAAGAUGCUUACAUCCACGCGAUUCGUCGAGCGAAGAACUUUAUUUACAUCGAGAAUCAGUAUUUUCUUGGAAGCUCUUUCGGAUGGCAGUGCGAUGAUAUUAAGGUUGAAGAUGUGGGAGCGUUACAUUUAAUCCCAAAAGAACUUUCGUUAAAGAUUGCGAGCAAGAUCAACGCCGGAGAGAAGUUUACCGUUUAUGUUGUGGUUCCGAUGUGGCCGGAAGGGAUCCCGGAGAGUGCUUCCGUUCAAGCGAUACUUGAUUGGCAAAGGAGGACGAUGGAGAUGAUGUAUAAAGAUAUUAUUCAAGCUUUACAAAACAAAGGGCUUGAAGAUGACCCUAGAGAUUACCUCACUUUCUUUUGCCUUGGGAAUCGUGAAAUGAAAAAGGAUGGUGAGUAUGAGCCUUCGGAGGCUCCGGAGCCGGAAUCAAAUUACCAUAAAGCCCAACAAGCCCGACGCUUCAUGAUCUACGUCCAUGCCAAAAUGAUGAUAGUUGAUGACGAAUAUAUAAUAGUGGGAUCUGCAAACAUUAAUCAACGAUCGAUGGAUGGGGCACGGGAUUCUGAAAUAGCAAUGGGAGCUUACCAACCUCAUCAUCUUGCUACCCGAAAACCCGCAAGGGGUCAAGUUCAUGGUUUUCGUAUGGCGUUAUGGUAUGAACAUCUUGGUAUGCUUGAUGACAGCUUCCAGCAUCCAGAGAACAUUGAGUGUGUGAAAAAAGUAAACCAAAUUGCAGAUAAAUACUGGGAUCUAUAUGCCGAUGAGACUCUUGAAACUGAUCUCCCUGGUCACUUGCUUCGUUAUCCGGUCGGUGUUACUAGUGAAGGAGACGUGACCGAACUGCCCGGAGCGGAGUUUUUCCCGGAUACGAAUGCGCGUGUUCUUGGAGUGAAAUCGGAUUAUCUUCCUUCGAUUCUAACUACUUAAACAAGGUAUAUUGCAGUUGAUCUUACGUGUUUGUGUUUGAAUAAAAUUCUAAUCUUGUUUGCUUACCUCACUCAACAAUAACCUUAUAUUAUCUUUCAUGUUUUUUUUUUUCUCGUUCUGCCAGCUAUAUACUAGGUGUGCUCUCAUAUGUAAUAUUUAUGCACUAUUGGUGCACAAUGCAAC
This is a messenger RNA of Lactuca virosa, 2798 nucleotides long. The record is from the annotation of a GenBank genome assembly. Lineage: Eukaryota; Viridiplantae; Streptophyta; Magnoliopsida; Asterales; Asteraceae.